Vigna radiata var. radiata (mung bean) is the source of this 869-nucleotide messenger RNA. Its product is annotated as V-type proton ATPase 16 kDa proteolipid subunit. The transcript has 3 exons. The record is from RefSeq and is a predicted model, not a curated record. Gene Ontology annotation, biological process: proton transmembrane transport. NCBI's taxonomy places the organism in Eukaryota, Viridiplantae, Streptophyta, Magnoliopsida, Fabales, Fabaceae. Gene Ontology annotation, cellular component: proton-transporting V-type ATPase, V0 domain. Gene Ontology annotation, molecular function: proton-transporting ATPase activity, rotational mechanism. The coding region runs from base 91 to 585 and encodes 164 amino acids.
UGAAAACAAAACAAACAAAAGAGAUAACAGCUACCGAUAAAAGAAGGAUCAACCGCGACAGAUAUCGCUUUCUCUCCGAACAAAACCAUUAUGGCUGCCUUCAGCGGCGACGAAACCGCUCCUUUCUUUGGCUUCCUCGGAGCCGCCGCCGCCCUUGUUUUUUCCUGCAUGGGUGCGGCGUACGGCACCGCGAAGAGCGGCGUGGGGGUGGCGUCGAUGGGAGUGAUGAGACCGGAGUUGGUAAUGAAAUCGAUCGUGCCUGUCGUGAUGGCUGGUGUGUUGGGGAUCUACGGUUUGAUUAUUGCGGUUAUCAUAAGUACGGGCAUUAACCCUAAGGCCAAAUCCUAUUACCUCUUCGACGGUUACGCGCACCUCUCUUCGGGUCUCGCUUGUGGCCUCGCUGGCCUCUCCGCCGGCAUGGCCAUCGGCAUCGUCGGCGACGCCGGUGUCAGGGCAAAUGCUCAGCAGCCAAAACUUUUUGUUGGAAUGAUUCUCAUCCUUAUUUUUGCUGAGGCUUUGGCGUUAUACGGUCUCAUUGUUGGCAUCAUCCUCUCUUCCCGUGCUGGCCAAUCCAGGGCUGAUUGAUAUAAAACUUCAUGUCGGAUGGGGUACACAACCACAGAUUGUGAAUGUUACAGUGGAGUCCGGCUGGGUAAUGUUUGUACACUAACUGCUGCUUUGGCUUGCUCAUGUGAGUCUAUUUAUGUUUGCAUCAAAAAACUAAGGCUAUCCAGUAAUAAUGUCAGUCAAACUUUUCCUAGGCCGAAAUUUUUUAAUUAUAUGCUCAAUCCAAACUAGAAUAGAGAUCUCCAUAAUAAGACAGAUGUAUGUUUUGAUUCCAUUUACUUUCAGUGUUUUUCUACUCAAAA